UCCUAGUGUCCAACGUUGGGAAACUUCACAGCAGGAAAAAGGUCACACUUUGAAAAAUCUGAUCUAAUAAACCCGUAAUUUCCCAUAUCCACUUCCAAAUUCCAAUUAUUGAUAUCAAUUCCCGCGAUCGAAGCAGCCAUCGUCAAUGUUCAACAACAACAGCAUAUCAAUCUCAGUCUCCGACGAUGAAGCGGACGAGCUCGGCCGGAUGAGAGUCCGAGUUCGAAGAAAGCCCAAGAAACUCGGCCAACGACCCAAGCAUCGAAUCGCUAGAAUGCUCGUCAGGUACUGGGCGCUUCUCAUUUUUCUUCCGGCCCUCGGGUUGUUUCUGUUCGAGGCUUCCAGGAUCAGCAAGAAGCCGAGUUUGGUUGAGUCGGAGCGCAAUACGGUGAAGAACCCGAGUUUGGAGAAGAACUCGGAUGCGAAUUUGAAUCGGCUUGAUCAUACGACUCGGGUUGUUGGAGGCGUUAGACAACGUUGUUUGGACAUUCUAUCUCCUGAAGAACUUGAGCAACUCGAAAUUCCUGUGCGUGAAGAGUCCGAUAGUCCUGUUAAGAAAGUAUUAUACAGAUUAGGAAAUGACACUUCGUUUUUAGGAGGGAACAACAGUCUUUCUCAAGAGCAACCAGAGGCCACAAGAUUUAAUUCAUUUACUGGAACUCAAACACUAGAUCAGAGAGAGAUAUCGUUUAAGGUAAAUGAAACUGUUACUAUGAACUGUGGUUUCUACAGUGAAAAUGAAGGGUUUAAAAUCUCAAAUGCAGACAAGGAGUACAUGAAUAGUUGCAAGGUUGUAGUGUCCACAUGUGCAUUUGGUGGUGGAGAUGAUCUUUAUCAGCCUAUUGGAAUGUCAGAGGCUUCACUUCGAAAGGUUUGCUAUGUUGCUUUUUGGGAUGAGAUUACUCUAAGUACACAGGAAGCGGCUGAACGUAGAAUUGAUGGGGAUGGAUUUGUUGGGAAAUGGCGUGUUGUGGUUGUUAAAGAUCUUCCCUUUACGGACCAAAGGUUAAAUGGAAAGAUCCCAAAGAUGUUGCCCCAUCGUCUUUUUCCUCAUGCAAAGUAUUCCAUUUGGGUAGACUCAAAGUCCCAAUUUAGGAGGGACCCUUUAGGUGUGCUCGAAGCCCUGCUUUGGCGUUCAAAUUCUGUACUUGCGAUCUCAGAACAUGGAGCACGGAGUAGCGUUUAUGAUGAGGCGAAGGCUGUUGUAAAAAAAAACAAGGCCAAACCAGAAGAAGUUGAGGUGCAGUUGACUCAAUACCGACAUGAUGGCUUGCCAGAAGACAAGAGGUUCAACGGAAAGAAGGCUUUAUCUGAAGCAUCUGUUAUUGUGAGGGAGCAUACACCGUUGACUAAUAUGUUUAUGUGCCUCUGGUUCAACGAGGUGGUUCGAUUCACUUCUCGUGACCAGCUUAGUUUCCCAUAUGUCUUAUGGCGGCUGAAAGUGCUCAAGAACAUCAACGUGUUCCCUGUAUGUACCCGGAAAGAUCUUGUUAAUAGUAUGGGUCACAUACGCAAGGCCAAGCCACUGAGAAGUUGACUCUUAGGUAAUGGGGUAGUGCUUCCAAUUUAUUGAACAGGGGUGUACUGGGGCACUCUCGGGCGUACCUGGGCUGUAGUAAAUUCCUUCAUUUGUUUGUAAUUUCAGUUGGCGCUUCCAUAUUUGAAUUUUGUUCAUAAACAUUUUACAGGAAGAGAAGAAAAAGUUUUAGCUUUA
Molecule: messenger RNA, 1714 nt
Organism: Pyrus x bretschneideri (Chinese white pear)
Lineage: Eukaryota; Viridiplantae; Streptophyta; Magnoliopsida; Rosales; Rosaceae
Product: probable hexosyltransferase MUCI70
Exons: 6
Coding region: 146-1537 (463 amino acids)
Source: RefSeq, a predicted model, not a curated record